Molecule: messenger RNA, 15256 nt
Organism: Podarcis lilfordi (Lilford's wall lizard)
Lineage: Eukaryota; Metazoa; Chordata; Lepidosauria; Squamata; Lacertidae
Source: the annotation of a GenBank genome assembly
GAACCGCCUUUUGCAGACUUCCUCCCGCUUCCUCCCGCUCCGCUCGACCCCGAAGGCGCCGCCAUGAAGAGGACCACCACGACGUCCACCUCGUCCUUCCGCAGCUCCUCCGCGGGCCCCGCGCGCUCCUUCAGCAGCCGCUCCUACACGGCGGGCCCCGUCGGCGCCUCGCGAGUCAGCACCUCCUAUGCCUCCUCCAGCUACGGGGGAAGCCGCUUCGGCGGCGGCGGGGGCUUCCGAAGCAGCUCGUCCUUGGGCGGCGGCGGCGGCGGCAUCACGGCCGUCAGCGUCAACCAGAGUCUGCUGGCGCCGCUCAACUUGGAGAUCGACCCCAACAUCCAGCAAGUGCGCACCAAGGAGAAGGAGGAGAUCAAGACCCUCAACAACAAGUUCGCCAACUUGAUUGACAAGGUGGGGCCUCGGGCGGGGGCGGGAGAGGGACGCUGGACGCUGGGGGCGCGCGGAAGAAGUGAGGGGGGGACGGGACUAGAGGACUCCCUGAUUUGGUUGUGUGUUAUUGUGGGGUUAAUUGACGCGGCACCACCAGCGCCUUACACAGGGAAGAGGGGUCCCUGGCUCCGAGGAGCACACAAUCCCAGAUAAGAUGGGGGAAAUUAAAUGGUGAGCUUCAUGCCUGGUUGCAUGAGGAGAAGGGAGGUGGAAAGCUGUAGGGUGGCAGCCCAAGCAGUCGGUUAGAAUCGACCUGUGAGGGAACCUCUAAAAGUUCGCACCUCUUCUGUCAGCUGAUCUAUCCUUCAUGAAGGAGGGUGUGUGUACCCAGGUGUGAGAUGGAGGAAAGGGAAUUAGGCAAAUGGCAGCCUUUACAGUGAAGGAGAAGCACAAGAGAGGCCUUUGCUGUGCAGGCAAAGAAAGUGAAACCUGGAUUCUACUCGUGGGUGGUGCGCAGGAAUCUGUGUUGGAAACGAGAGGCUAAAGAUCGCUUUUAAAGAGCACAUUCAUGGGCUGAAAGUUUCCUGGACUUUGCUCACCCCCGUGGUGGGGGAAUCAGAGCUGGUCCGGUGUGUGAUGAACAAGCGAAGGCUCCUCCUACAGGUGUGAGAGCCGACUACACAAAAAAAGUUCUGUCUACUUUCCUGGUUAAAAAGGACGUGGGUAGGGAAAGAGAGGAAACCGUAAGGUCCUCAAUUACAUUUUCUAUCAAUGACUCACCAUAUAUCAUUGAAUGCCCUCCCUGGAUGGAAGGGCAAGCUGCCCCCUUCUGCAGAGGCCUUAGUCAAAGGUUAUGAGCAAUUUUGUUUGCCAACAGAUGGGGCUUUCCUAAAGGUGCCUUUUGAGGCUGCAAACCUUUAUGCAACCACCUGGGAGUAAGCUCCAUUUAACUCUGUGCUGCUUACUUCUCAGGAGCUAUUUUGCCAGGUGCUGCCAUAAUGUUUCCACUCUCUAAUUAUAGUCUAUCUGUCAGGAGUGGUUACAGGAUUGGGCUGUCUCCCGCUGCUGCCAUUCACAAUUCCCUCUGUGCUCUCAGCCUUGAUCAAAAGUUUCAUUCUCACUGACCCUGACCCUGGGCUAACACUAAUCAUUAGAAGCAAGCUUUGAAAGGCUGCCUGCUAACCAGUGGUAAGGGUCCCAUUUAGACAUCCAUUCCCCUGUGGAUUCUUCGUUGGCUGUUUGCAGUCUUGGGGACCCCAGCAUGCACUCUAGGUAGUGGCAUUCCUGUUUACCCUCCUGUGGGUCUUUCUCCUUUUGGGAGUGAAAAUGUGAAGACAGCUGCCCUUGGUCCUGCCCUGUGGUCUGACUCCUAUUGGGCAGCUUCCUGUGAGCUGGGUUUCCGAAUGUCUCUUUUGAAUACUAGUGGGUAGAAGCCUUCAGACUUCCUCAAAGGAGGAAGAGUAAAAGCAUUUCCCCUAGCAUUAACUAUCCUCAGCCUGAUGUAACCAAUUGCCAAAGUCAGGGCCAUUGCAGGAGCAGAUAGGAGGGAGGAAAUAUGCAGGUAUGAGAGGUGAAGCUGAGGAGAGGGAGCUUACAAACUUUGAUCCUGCAGCCAGCUUCUGAACUCUUAUAAGCAGAGUUAGAAAGUGGAAGCCUUAUUUCUGUAUGGCACCACUUAUGCUAAAGCAGAAUGGGAAGAGGGAGAGAACCACCAACUUGAAUUCCAUGUGCAUUCCUGGCUAUGCCAAGUUUUUACUAAAGAAUAUCAGAGACUGGAUUGCAAAAUUUGGAAGGUCCUCCUCGCCUAUAAUAGUUUUCUGCAAAAGUUCCUGCAUGGAGCCUGUGGCAGGCUCCUUGAUACACCUGGACGGGGCCCUUCCAAUUUUUGUAUUGUCUCCGAAUUUGCAGGAAUGCUUUCAGUUAAUUGGAUUCCUUUGCAUUCAGUUCAUGUCAGGCCUCUGUUUCCUACAAAAAGAUGCAGAGUUUUAAAUCGGGUGUAUUAAGAGACCAGGCGUGGUGUUUGAAUGUGCACCAGAUGGUACCUGAGUGGAACCAGACAGGACUUGGGUAAUUAUUAGUGUUAAUAAUAAAUAAUACAGGAGUCACCAAUUGGCUCCACACCUUUUUAGCUCUAACACUGCUGCAGCUUCUCAUGUCUGGAACCUACAGAGAUGAAGGUUAGACAAGAGGGCUUAUCCACACUUCCUCUAGUCCCACUGCUCCCCCCCCCCCCCGGAAAAUAGCUCUUUAGCACUCAGAGCAAAAGGUAAUUUCCCCCAGAUUGAAGUUUGGUGUAAUUUAGAGCAAAAGAGUGGAUUUUCCCUGAGAAGGGAGCAGGAAAACCACUUGAACCUGUUUUCUAGGAAGGGCUCAAGCGGAAGUGUGGAUGAGCCCAAAUACAACUCUCUCCACACUGAGGACUCUACUGUUUGUGGUUAGAAGGUGUACACAAAGACACUCACUCCAUUGUUGUUACUUGCCAUCUGACAGCGCUUCUGCAUUCUGCGUUUAAAAAUGGCUUCCAGGUCUAAGUCUUAGUUAGCGCUGCCUCAGAUUAAGCAUACAACCUAAACACCAGCAAUGCCAACUCACCUGUAUGUAUUAUCACCUGGGGGUAAUCUUAUAUGCUUAAAUCUGGCUUUAAUAAGCAUUUUGCCACUACAACCAUGGAACUGUAGUUCUUUGACGUCGGGGCAAUGAACCUCUAAUUCAAAAUUGAUUACUCUCAACAAACUACAACUCCCAGAAUCUUUUGUUCAUGUUAGGGCUGCUGGAAUUUCCCGAACAUAGCCAGGAUUCGGCUGUUGGAAACCGCGCCUGCGCAUAAAUCGCUUUAAUGUCCGGGAGAAUCUGGACAUAUGGCAACCCAUGUUGGAAGUGUAGAUUUUGGCAAAUUUCCUUUAAAAUAGCUCAAAAACAUUUUAUUUUUUUUAGAUUUUACAGAAAAAGCCCAAUAACCUUUGUGUCCAGAUUUUCACUUUUUGAAAUAUGGAAACCCUAAUGGUGGUGGUGGGGAAAGAAAGCGAGGCUUGUGGAAGUGGUAUAAGACAAAUAGGAAGUUCGCCCUGCUUCCUUUGCUGGAGAGCAUGAAAAUGGUUGCCAAGUGGCAGUUGCUUUUAAUUGCUUCCUCUGGCAGUUGUUGCUAUGUGGCUUUGUAGCUUGUAAUAUUGAUCAGAUUCCCCCCCCCCCCAUGUUGGUGCUGCUGAAAAGUUUGCCUUCAUAAAGUUCUCUGAUCCAUGAUAGUGGGCUGAACUUUUGCUGUGUGGAAAAAAACUUUUCACAGGGAGCUUUGAAAGUGGUCUCCAUUAUGGGCCCACUCUUCACUGCAGGAGGAUGGGGUGAGGGAGAAGGAGUGAUACAUGCAAGGCCAAAUGUAUAAAAGGGGGAAGACCUCUGGCAAACAGUAGGCACUCUGAACUAAAAAGCUUUCUCCUGUAUCCUGGACAACCUUUAUUAACACACACAUCUUAGGCUGAAAUUAAGCUGCUUUUAUUGACCAUCUGUUUAGGGUGUUGGAUGAACGUGGGCAACAGCUGUCAAGCUCCUAACCAGAGGCCUGCUGGUAGUCUAAAGGUCUUUUAUUUGGCCCGAGGCCUUUUAAGAAUGUGCCCUUCAGUCAUUUCUGAUCUGCAGAAGCAGCAAGGUCCUCUCAGUCACUGGUGUUUCAACAAUGGCUAGUAGCCAUUGGUAGUCUUCCCCCUGCAAAAAAGUAUAUUGGGAUCUGAAAUUUAUUUAGUGUGGUUGGUAGCUCUGUGUUGGGGGUAAACUCCCAGGAUUCCUUGGGAAGCCAUUGCUUUAAAUAUAUGGUGGGGGUGUGCCAACUGUGAGAUGAUAGAAGAUUGCACCAUUUUGGCAUCUGAUGAAACAGGUGGAAGAGACUGCAGACUUCUACAGAAGUGAGCUUUCUAUGUUGAGUAUUUAACUGGAUGGAAUCCCUUCUGUUCUCCCCCCUUGCCUCCAGGUUCGCUUCCUGGAGCAGCAGAAUAAGAUGCUGGAUACCAAAUGGAGUCUCCUGCAAAACCAGAAAACCACCCGAAGCAACAUGGAUGGCAUGUUUGAGGCCUACAUCAACAACCUGCGCCGGCAGCUGGAUGGCUUAGGACAGGAGAGAGUGAGGCUGGAUGCUGAGUUGGGCAACAUGCAGGGCCUUGUAGAAGAAUUCAAGACUAGGUGAGUGGGGGGCAGCUGGGUUAUUGCACCUUCAUUAUUUAAUCUUCCUCUGACUAAACAGCAUUAAGCGAAACCUGAGUCACGCCUGUUGUCAAGGCUGUGAAAAUUCCAUAGUUGCUCUGGAAUCAGCUCUACUAUUUGGCUUCCUGAAGUUACUGCAUUUCUUCUUUUUAACAUAAAAGUUGUUAGUCCACAUCAGUGAUGUGAAUCGCUCCCUAUAUUAAAGUUGGCAGUGGUGUCUGAUGGCUUGGGAUCUGUUUUCCUGACAAUGACCUUUUGCUGCCCAUAUGUCUGAUUAAUGCAGAUGUAAUAGUCCCAGUCUCUGGGUUGCAGUCCGUGCUAACCAGGUUCCCCACUCUAAUCAGGAACGUUAGCAAACGCUGCCGAAGAAGGAACCUGAUUGGUGCUAAUAUAAUUUUAAGAUGGGAGGAGAGGAAUUCUUUCCAGGGAGCAACUGUGUUGGAGCAAAUAAAUGCUCUUGUCAUCUGCUUCCCCAACAUUCCUCUUCACACACCUGUGGUCACUCUCAAGGCGGAGUGGGGCUCUAGAAACUUACAACAUGAGAAGGGCAGAUUGUAUGCUGACUAUUUUACUGCUUUAAGAUCUUCAACCCUAUGUUUCUAAGAUGCGUCAAAGCUUCUGGAGAAAUGAGAAUUAAAAAGCAUACAAAAAACAAUCUCUAAACAAUGCUAUACUUGAAAUGAAUUGUUCCCUUUAAGAGGAAGUAACGGAUGGAAGACAUUUUUGCAGAAUCUUAAAAUGGUUGGGUCAUAAACCUGCACAUGGUAGCUUUACCCCCCCCCGACUCUUCAGUCAAGUGUACACACCAUGUUACCUGAGUGUGCUGUUCUUCUCUUCUUCCUUGUACCAAGCACAACUACAGCUGCUGCAGUGCACCACCAGCAGGGUGAACGAACCAGUCUUGCAAGUGUCUGACUAUUUCCAAAAUGAGGCUGACACAUAUGGACACCCUGCCUGCCUCUCCGGACAUACUUGACAGUGAAGGGAAUACUGUUCAUUAGGGUUGCGAGCUUUCCUGGGACUGGGAGGGUGCAGGGGUGUGGUACCUAGGAACUCCAAGGAGACAUCUCUGACCCAGAGGAGGAGCUAGGCAGCCUUUGGUGAUUAGACCACAACCCACUCCUGAGCAAUCUCCAGAACAGGAUUAGGAUCUCCGUCUCCAUGAAUUUUUGGCAUAUAUUAUGUCUGUGGUGGUGUCUGCCACUCAUGCACCUUGCCUCACAAAAGAGGAAGAGAAAACAGACUGGAAUAACAUGUUGAAAAAGGGGGUGGUUUAUAAAGAGGAACACAGCUGGGAUUGGAUUGCACCUGAAGACAGAGGCUGCAAUCCUAUGCACCAGAGGAUGAAGAUCAUGUGGUCAUCCGGAUGUGGCUCUGCUUGUUAAUUGAACGGGAUGCUAGCUGAGUGUCACCUUAAUUUUGGUUUGUGAAUUGAACCAGGUGAAACCUAAUUUUGGGAAGUUAAAGCUGUUGGGACUGAGCCUUGGUAGGAAGUUUAUGAUGUCUGAUUCCUCUGUUUUAGAGGUCCUUUGGGGUUGCAUGUGGGAUAUUUAGAGUUUCUUAGGAGAAGGCAUAUGCACACUCUACUCUGCACAUGCUCAAAUACAGUGUCUCCGCACAUGCUUCCCAAAGCAGUCUUUGCACCAAAAGCAUGUGGCCUUGGUUUAAAUGAAGCCAUUCUAGGCUCACUUGUCACCUAAACUAAUCCAUCCUGUUCCUUUUCCCCUUAGGUAUGAAGAGGAAAUCAACCAUCGUACUGAGAAGGAGAAUGAGUUUGUCCUUUUGAAAAAGGUGAGUGAUUUCCUAGCUAGUGGUUAUUAUGCUUUGUGACAACUUCGUAGAGGUCUUUAAUUAUAAUGGUGGCUUGUGCUCUACCUCCUUAGGAUGUGGAUGAGGCCUACAUGAACAAGGUUGAGCUGGAGUCCCGUCUGGAAUGCCUGACAGACGAGAUCAACUUCCUGAGGCAGCUGUAUGAUGAGGUAGGCAUCACCUUGAAGGAAACAGAAUGGCCAGCGUACCAAGGCUUCCAGGUUCAAUCCCUGUCAUGUCCCUGUGGCUGGUCGGCAUGGACAUUACUUAACUAGAUGGACCCAAGCGUCUGGUGCAGGACAAAGCAGGUUCCUAUGGGCUUUCCUCCUAUUCUGCUUGGGAAUACCAGGGGGAACCUGUAAAAUAAGAACAGGCAGCCCAGACAUAUCCAUGGACUGCAAUUAUUACUAGUAUUUCUUAAAUUUGUUUACUGCCCCAUACCCACAGGUCUCUGAACAGAACAAAAUAAUAUAAAAACACAAAAUACAUAAGCAAAAUAAAAACAAGAACAACCCAAUACCCCUCCCCACAAAAGAAACCCCACACAUUUUGAAAGGGCAUUGCAUGUCAAUCGGCCAAAGGCCUGGUUAGAGAGGAACGUUUUUGCCUGGCGCCUAAAAGUGUAUGAAGGUACCAUGCCAACCUCCCUGGGGAGGGCUUUCCACAAACAGGGAGCCACUGCAAAAAAGGCCUGCUCUUGUGUUGCCACCUCCAGACUUGUUGUGUAAAGAGGCUAUCAGGGUCUUUAAACUUCAUAGCAAAUCUUUUUUCCACCUCCAUGUCUAAUGCUGAAAAUCUUUUUAGCUUCCUGGGCCCUGGUCUCAAUAAGGUUUUAGCUACUCUUACUAGUGUGUUGACACAUGAAGAAACUCCUCCUUCCAAUACCGUUAAAGUUGACUUUCCAGUGGCUCAAGUUUAGCAAAACUUACCUUAUUGGGCUGCAUCUCUGAAGGCAUUGUUGGGCAAAGUGUUUUGCUUUCUUCCAGGAAGCUGGACUCUUGGAAACUUUGCUCUAACCACUAAUAACAUGGCCUAGGAAAUCUCAGUACAGGUGAUGGAGUAGAACCAGGAUGGGGAACUUGGGGCGCUCUGGAUGUUGUUGGACUCCAGCUCCCAUCAUUCCUGACAACUGCCCAUGAUAGGUGUGGCAGCCCAACAUCCCUAUCCCUGACCCUAACUGUUGAAACCUCUUGCAGAGAAGAGGGCUGUGCCUUUGUGGCAGAGCAUGUACUUUGAGGCCUUUCUUGGUUCAUUGCAUAAGAAUUUUUUUAAAUUUAAAGCUUGAAAAAGAAAAGAUGAUGUACAGAAGUUAACAUCAAGUACCAAGCAUUUUUUAACAAAAACUGAGAGGAAAUAAAGAGGAAAGGAAAGGACAAGACUUCUGAUUCUGUAUCAGCUGUAUAUAGACUUACGCAAAACACUUGCUCCAGAAUAACAUCUAAUUCUUCUACUUUCCAUAAACCAACCUUUUUUUCAGUCUUCAAACCCAGAUAUCCAGACAAGUUCCAUUUUCCUUUUCACAGUAAAAAGUCCCUAAGAGGUUCCUGAUGAUUUAUAAAUGUCAACAAUGACUUUUCUCUGAACACGUCAACUCUGCCAUCUCUGACAAAUCCAAUAAUUUUAAUAACCAUUUUUCCAUAGUAGUUAAUAGUAAGUCCUUCCAUCUUUGUGCAUAUAGCAUAAUCUCUGCUGUGAACAAAUAUUGAAAUAAUCUUCCAUAAUCUUUUUCUAGUUGUGUAUCCUAUUAGUCCCAGCAGGAGGAGUUCUGGCUCCAGUUGAAUAUUAACCCUCAAAAUCUUCUGUAUUAAUGUAUUUGUAUCAAUUUUUAAAGCUUUUUUAAGAUGUCCACCAAGCACGAUAAAAUGCCCCUUCAUGUUCUUGAAGGCCUUUUUGGUUCCUCAUGGCUGUUUGCUUCCUGAUCAUGAUUAAUGAUGGUAAUACCAAAUUGCCUCCAACUUUCUCUCCAUGCAGGAGCUGCGUGUAAUGCAGUCUCAGAUCAACGACACCUCUGUGGUCCUGUCUAUGGACAACAACCGCAGCUUGGACUUGGAUGGUAUCAUUGCUGAGGUCAAAGCACAGUAUGAAGAAAUAGCUGCCAAGAGCCGGGCUGAGGCAGAGAGCAUGUACCAGAUCAAGGUGAGCCCCCUGCCUUGCUUACUCCUGGCUGGGCUAGGAAUCCUUCCUGUUUAGGGUGCAAAUUGGCAUAUUACGAGGGGGGGACCUUUUGAUCUGUGUUUCUCAAUGUUUUUUGUUGGUAUUUCUAGCUAGACAUGAAACCCCAGUAAAUGGUGAGAAACUUCAUGUGAAUGAGCUUGAGGAUUUUCAUAUUUAUUUGCAAUAGGUUGACUCGUUCACCCCCAGUACUCAGCGAACUAUUGACUGUGUUAUCAUCACAGUCCUCACAUCACGUUCAUGCUGUGUGGCCAGGGAGAGUGAAGUGCCAAGGAUGUAAAUCUUUGCCUUCUAAAAUCCUGAAUUGCCAACAAGUUUACAUCUGUUCUUCUUAGUGAAAGACAGCCAGCUUCAGAUAACAUAAUUGAAAUGGUGUGACUAUAUUGAAACAUGAUGCUUCCACCCUUGUUUUGCGCCACCUUUAUGGUAAAUUGAUAAACACUGCCCCAUAAUUUCAGAUUAAAAAGCAACAAUCCUAGCAAAAUAAUCUGCUUGGACUCCGAGUAUGGAGGAAAUCUGCAACAUCUGGAGGGGGAAUGUAUGUAUAGACUGCUGGCAAGAAUACCAAGGGCUAGUGUCCUUCCAGUAGAUUAGCUAACUUUGCAUGUGAAAUUUGUUAGAAAGGAUCCUGAAUUUUGUGAGUUUUUGCAUAAGGUAGGGUUGCCAAAACAACUGCCAUUUACUGGCAUAACCUGCAGAAGGGUGUUCUGACAAGAGUUGGUGUAUUCUAUUCUGAAAUGCCCCUGAACUCCAUGUGCUGCAUCUCCUGGCUUCUAUGUUGUCUGAUGGAUUUAUAUUUUUUAAUGGAAAGUGAACUGCCUUAAUCCUAGAAUCUGCAAAUGGGGUGGAUGAUGGGAGUGGGGCUGCCAAACGCAUGCUGGUGAGCAUCAGUAUUUGAGAUAAUGAUGGGUGGAAAGUUGCCCUUUGACAUCAAUCACGUUAAUCAUCAUAAUUUGACAUAAAGUAUGAGCAAUGUGCAUAACAUAUAUAUUAUCUCAGGGACAACAGCCCUGUAUUACUAUGAUCAUCCUUGUGUUGCAGACGGAAGCAGGUGAGGCUAAGAGAUAAUAGCUUGCCUAGGGCCACAUGAGGAGAGUUUGUGGCUGUAGUGAGAUUUAGGAAGUAUUUCUGCAUUGUGACUCAUACUCUUAGCCAUUCCAGUGUACUACCAGUUUUCUUGGAAGUUGCAGGAGGCAUAUGCAGAGGACCUGCCCCAUUCGUAUUGUACCUGUUCUCCAAGAACUUCAGGGGCUGACCCUAGUUUAGCCCUUCCAAUGGGACGUCUUAGGUAGCUUAGGAGACUUGCCCCCCCCCCCAAUUUGUUUUGUGCCUGGGCUGCAUUACACACUGCAACAUCUAGAACAUCCUGACAAAGAAUGCUGGGAACUGUAGCUUACCCUGCUCAGAUCUACAAUUCCCAGGAUUCCUUUUUUAAAGGGGCGGGAGUGCUUUAAAUGUGUUUUAAAUGUAUGGUGUGUAUGCUAUGUUAGACUCAUGUCUGCUCUGAAAUGUCAAUAGGUCAAUAGGCCUUUCUCAGUCUUUGGUCCCUAGAUGUUGUUGGGCUACAGCUCCCAUCAUUCCUAGCAAGUGGACAGGGGUCGGGGUGAUAGGAGUUGUAGUUCAAGAACAUCUGAGAAAAGUUGCUCUAUUCCCUGGUUGGUGGGGAAGAGAGGGGACCCACCCACCCACCCAACCUGCAGCAUCCCCCCCGCUCACCAGUGGAAGACUCCCCCCUCAGUCUUACUGCAACAUUAGGGCAUUGGGGGAGGGUCACCGCUGUGGAGGGUUAAACAUCUCCAUGUUUAAGAGGUUGCCCUCGUGUGUGUGUGUGUGUGUGUGUGUUUUAAGUGUUUAAUCUGUCUGUCAUGGCAGUAGUAACAGAGCACUCCAUCUGAGUGUCUGCAAGGGUCUUCCCUUGCUGGAUUCUUGAGAUUCUCUGACCCUCGCCUUUUACUGACAACCACCUUUUUUGGAAGUUGUCACAUUUCUCUUUUUAUCGCCUCCCUGUAGUAUGAAGAGCUCCAGUCAGUGGCGGGCAAGCAUGGAGAUGACCUCCGCAACACCAAGAAUGAAAUCAACGAGCUCAACAGGAUCAUCAACCGGAUACAGUCAGAAAUUGAGGGUCUGAAAGGCCAGGUCAGGAGGCAAUGUUUGUGAUUGAUACAGUGCCAUAUAUAAUAACAUUAGCCAAAGAGGCAGGCCUAUGACCUCAUGGAACUAAACCACCUACCUGUACAUAGGCAAAUGAUUUUGAUUGCUCCAAUAUCAUAUUGGUUGUGCUUUCCUUCAAGUUCCAUUGCUCUUGGCAGAACUUGCAGUGCACCAUUUCCCUUGAAACUGAAGCACCUAGUGUUUUCAGUGCUCCUAAAUGCUUGGUUUUGGAGCAGACAGAACAGCUCCUCCUCAGUGUUCUUUUCCAGAGAGACCCUAGGAGCCAGUCCUCAGUGGCUGUCUCGCCUCCUUUCAAUUGUGACUGUGUUAUUCUCAGUGGUGAAAAAACUUCCCUUUCUUUCAUGCAGACUGGGCAGCUCCAGGACACUGGAGACAGGGACCCAGAGGCAGAAAUAGGACUGAGUCUUUGGCACACACACAUAUGCACAUACCCAUAUGCACUCUGGAGCACUGCACUGCUGCUUCUGGCUUUUGGGAUUUUAACAGGCAGUGCUGAAUGUCUCUCUUGCAAAUGGGAAAACCAUUGGGCUCUUCCUUUUUUCCUCUCCUCCCCAGCGUGCUAAUCUAGAAGCUGCCAUCACUGAGGCUGAGGAACGUGGGGAGUUGGCCGUAAAGGAUGCCAGCAGCAAACUGUCUGAGUUGGAGGCUGCCCUGCAGAGAGCCAAGCAAGACAUGGCCCGCCAGCUGAGGGAAUACCAGGAGCUGAUGAAUGUCAAGCUGGCUUUGGAUAUAGAGAUCGCCACCUAUAGGAAGCUUCUGGAAGGAGAAGAGAACAGGUGGGUGCCAAGACAGGGCUCUGACAUGUGUACUUCUAAAAAAAAAAAGUGCUCUUGGUGGCAUUGGGGUGGUCAUAUGGGAUCUAGUUUCCAGUACUGCUUGUGCCUGCAAAAAUUUUGGGGGCUAAUGUACUAAUUUGUUCCAGUUGGUGCAUGUUCCCUUUCUUCUGUAGUAACUAUACUGCAAUUCCUCUGGGAUGCCUUUUCUUUGUCCUCCUUUUAUUACACUGAUUAUUAAUGCCAGAGUGCCCCUCCUGAAAGCUAGUGGAACGACCAAUAAUGCAGAAUGGACUGGACUGUCCAGUAGAAAUUCACCUGUAAAGCAUCCAGCACUAUUUUGUCAAUGGCAUGUUGCAGAAUACACCUGCAAACACCCCCAACUCUCUGGAGCCCCCUCUCCUCCCACCCCCGACAACCAGUAGUGCAUUCUGGCAGCAGCAUAUGCUCCAGUGCUCUGUCCUUGCAUGGGUGUGCAGCAGUUGGGAUUGCCGGCACAUAGACAAAUGCUUCCACUUCCACAUAGACUUUUGCUUCUAGCAGUUCCAUUUUUUUGUCCCUGCUUCUUCUUCUGUCCCUGCCUGCUGAUCGUGUUUUUGCUGUGUCUUCCCCUCCACCCACUUUGCAGGCUGGAGUCAGGGAUGCAGAACAUGAGCAUUCAGACCAAAACAACCGGCUAUUCAGGUAAGCAGACUUUGCAGCUUCAUUGAAAUAGAGGCAUAGGAUGAAUCCACGGGGUUAUGUUUUGAGGCAUGGAAGAGUCAUGGCAACUAGAUUUCCCUUUUCUAUAUCACAAUGCUUUGCUGGUGAUACACCAGUUGAAAAGCAGAUAUAGCCAGCGCUACCAAUGAGAGGCAAAGCCAACUCCUUCUAGAUUGGUCCUCAUCCUCCUCUGAGUUCUACAUGGGCAGGAGGUUGACAGCCAGUGCAACUCCUGGAAUGGCUGAAAAGGGCUGCCUGGCAGGUUGAGCAGUGGGCAGGGCACUAUUUGUCCCAGUUAACCAACCUCCAUUGAUAGUAGAUACCAUAUAUUUUCAAAAUUUCCACCUAUCUAUGCUUGAAGGAGCUGGGAGGCCCCCUGUGUCAUGUAUUCCCCAGUUUCUGCCAAUAAUAGGAGCAGCAAUAUCACCCCAGAGGGGGGGGGGGAUUAAGGCUGAUAAUUCCCCAAUGCAGAUUGUGUUAUGAUGGGCGGGGGGCGGGAUCCCAGAAGCAUCACCGUUGCCCUGAAAUCAGUUCUGUCCCAGAGUCCUGACCAAGGGGACCCUGGGAUGCCCAGAGGAAACUUUUUAACAGGACUGCCCCACUGUUGCAUGGAUGACUCACAUUGUUCUGGGAACUGAUUAACAAAACGGUUAGUUUUCAUCAUUGUAAAUGGCUGCUAGCCAUGAUGGCUAUGUUCUGUCUCCAGUUUCGGAGUGAUUGCUGACUGUUAAUUGCUGGGAAUUGCAAGUGGGGAGAGUGCUCUUGUGCUCAGGUCCUGCUUGCAGACUUCCCACAGGCGCACUGGUUGGCUACCAUGCAAACAGGAUGCUGGGCUAGGUGGGCCACUGGCCUGGCUGAGGAGGGCUGCUCUUAUGUGCUAUAGAUGUUGUUAGCUGGGGCAGCUUCUUCCCCUUGUCUAGGGUUUGGAAACACCACUCUGUCUCUAAUAUUAAACUCCUUUGUUCCCACCCAGGUGGUCUGUCCAGUGGCUUCAGUAGUUAUGGGGGUGGCUACAGCUCUUCAUACUCAAGUGGUGGAUACUCCAUGAAUUCUUCCCCGCUGGAGAGCUCUGCAGUCACCAAGUCGAGGGCCAUUGUCAUCAAGAAGAUCGAGACUCGGGAUGGGAAGCUGGUGUCUGAGUCCUCAGAUGUGCUGUCCAACUGAGAUGCUGUUUGCAUCCCAAAAGAACCACCUCCAGCAGUUUAGAGUGCCUUAAAUCCAAUGAGCCUUCUUUCAUCUAGCCAGGUCAAAAGGUCAAUGGGAGGAUUGGGGAGGGAAAAGGGCAGGAGAAGGGGUAGUGGAGCAAUUUUCUUCUUCUCAACCUUUGCUGGGGCAUCAGAUAUCACAAGGGGGACCUGCAACAAAAUGUUGCAGGGUGGUUGCUCCUACUCAGAUUUCAAGCCAUCUCCCCCUGUUUUUCCAUCUAUUUUUCUCUCCCCUAGUUCCCCUACCUAAAGAGCUGAGAUUCUCCUUAACCUGUUGUUAAAUCUCUUCUUUGUGCUGUUUAGGCUAUGCAUAUAUAGUUUUUUGUAUCCCUUCCUCUCCCACCUACCCUGACUAUAUACACAAGUGAUUUAUGUUCUAAGUACCCCCCCCCCCGCAAGUCUGUAGACACUCCUGUUUUACUCAAGAACUAUUAUCAGUGACUUUUUGGGUGCAGGGAGAGAAGCUAGGACUGCUCUUAUACCUUCAACUACAGGUUGAAUGGUAGAAAUCAGCAGGCAAAGCUUCUCAUAGUACAGAGCAGGCAGGCAGGGCUUGUGGCCAACCCAUGUUGUUGGACUGCCAACUCUCAUCAACCCCAGCCUGCAUGGGCAACAGCCAGGUGAUGGGAGUCCAAUAAUGUCUGGAGGGCUACUUGUUCCCAAUCCUGCUGUAAGCCAAAGAGAACCUUGGGCAAUAUAGAGCUGCCUUGGUGCCUUAUACCCAGGGGUAAUGAAGCUUGAUGCAAUGUCCUGUCUCCUACAUGGAAACAGCCCCAAAGGUAAUUUUCUCUGCCUCCUUGGAAUGUUUUUCUACAUAAACUUCCAAUGCAAGGACUUUUGUCUUUGCUUGAUUCUUUUACCAUGAUGGGAUUGCCCCUUUGUGGAAUCCUUGAUGAGCCUCUGUAGAACCCACAGGAGAUUUCGGUUGGAUCACCUCCCCAAUCCCAACUCAUAGGUCCUACCAAAGAUGCAGACACACACAAACUUAGAAAGUGUUGAAAUCUUCCUGGUCCUAACCUUCCACAGCUGACAAGUUAAAGUGAUGCUGAAUCGCCCACCCAGCUGGUUUGCACGAUAUCAGGUAACCUUUCUUUUAGGAAGCUGGUGGUGGUGCUUCCACUGUUGCUCCUCCUGCAGUAGACAUAGCUGAACUUCUCAAUGAACCCUGUGCAUUUUUACUAGGAAGGAAGUUCUACUUGAAUUCAAUGGGGCUUGCUUUUUUAAAAAUAUUUUAAGUAAUAAACACACACAAAAAUAAAAAUAAGCAUUGGUAGGAACUGUGGCCUUAAAAGUACUGCGUGCGUUCACUCCCCCAAACUGAGAGAGGGAAUGAAUGUGAGCAGCAGUAUCACUCAGUCUAGCUGGAUGAGGGCAGAAAUGUCUGCAUUUCAUUCUUAAAACACACCUUAAUUACAUUUUAGUUGCCAUGUUACAUUUUAGUUGCCUCCAGCAUGGUUUUGAUGUGGGAGAUGGCUUUGUAACUCCCACCCCCUUUGCAGGGCCAAAGUGGUGGUUAAAAAAACUAGACUGGGGCACUUGGUUAAGCAUUUAACAACCCCAAUAGUCCACAUUUAAUGCAAAAGUGAGCCCCAAGUGACUCUCCCAAGUUUGUAGAGCUAAGGCAUAGGCCUAUAUAUGCAUGAUUACUUGGGGGGCUCAUCCCCAUGUAAGCACCCAUAGGAUUGCAGCCAGGCAGUCUUUUUCAUUCCUAUGGGACUUGUGGAGUAAAUGGGUCAGGAGGGUGGACUGCAUUUCUUGUGUUUUUUCUCCCCUCAAAUGGUGUCUGUGCACAGCAAACCUCUCACCUCAGACCUUGUUUAAUAAAAGCAUUAAUUACACAAA